UAAUCUGUCCUGUAAAAAUGUCUGUCUUCCUCUAGUUGCCAUUGUUUUUGUUCUUAUUUUUUAGUUCAGCCUACAAGUAGCUUUUAGGCAACUGGAAUGGAAUCAAAUUUUGUUUUAGAAUUCAAAGAUCUUGAAACCUGGAUGGUUUCGUGGCCCUUAGGAUGCAAAAUAUUGUAUUUUGAAAAAUGUUGUGUGUCUGCUGUCAGUAGCUGACCAGCAUUCAAGUCUCAAAUUUGUGUGUGUGAGGCUUAAUAUCUGCAUUCCUGGCAGAUGUUUCUUGUAGAAUAAGAUGAUAUUUUUGGGGGUGACUGUUAAGACACUGGGGUCAGAGGAGUGCAUGAUGAAUAAAUUUCAACUGUCAGUUUCCUAAAUUAAUGUGAUUAAUCAGUGUGUGGUUCAGCCAUCGUUUGUUUCCCUGGACUGAUCCAGAUAUGACUGUGCACGACCCCCUAGAUGAGAUACUGGACCUGGAGGUCACAGAGGACCGACUCACUGAUGAUCUGCUUAAGGUAAUUAUGUCCCCUGAACACAGAAGCCUGUGUAUGUGCCUUUGUAUUUUUCCUUAUUCUCAGUAAUGGAUAUAAUUAAUAAUGGAAUUAUACUGCAGUGUUUUUGUUUUUUGCACUGAAGCUCAAAGAGUGAUCUCCAUAGAAAGAGACCGGUGAAAGAUGGAAGCACCUGUGACAAGUCUUCUGUGUCUUUCAAUAGAACCGCGGUGAUUACCUCAAAAUCCAGGUAAUAGGGUAUACAGUGAUAUGCAUCUGCUUGGGCACCCCUGGAAAAAUUGUGUGUUUUAUUGAAUCUAUGUGUAAAAAGAAGUUAAAGCGACCUCUACUGGUACUAACUUAAACAUGACAUAUUUCUGCAAGUUUAACAUGCAGUUAAUAUUUAUUUUCUGAAUUGAACAGUUAGAAAGAAAAGAGCGAAUGUGGAAUGUGCAAAAGUUUAGGCACCCUUCCAGUUAUUCCAUUAAUACUUUUUUCUUCGUUGUUUAGUUGAGUGGCGGAAACUAACUUCUGGAACUAGCUAUGCAAAUAACAAAAUUAAAUUAAAUCAGGAACAUGGUUAUUUACGUUAUGCUCCAUCAACAAAAUCUGGCCCUCUUUCAAUUGUUGUCAAGAGCAUGUGCAAAUGUGUGAAUGUGUACCUCAUAUUAAGAAUUAUAAUAGUGGGAAUACAGAAGGGAGAGGAAAAAUGGGCGUUCAGAAUUGUUUGUUUUGUUUUAUGGCAAUAAAAGGUUAAUAUAGAUUUGAAUCCAUGUACGGUCAACACUACACUGAGUAUCAAUGCAUCUUAUCAAGGAAGUGAAGCCGUUAUCCAAAAUGGAAAGACUCUCGAGUGGCGCUAGUUAAUCGUUAGCCAGCGGUGAGCAUUCCGUUAGCAUCGGUACAGCGGCUGCAUCCACCCUCGCCAGUGUGUGAGAGCACAUGAAGGUGUAUGCGAGGCCAUGCCAGGUGUGCUGUGUUUUCUCCUCCUCCUGCUGGGGCAGGGGGGGCGCGGGCAGAAGUCGGAGCCGCUUGUCGGUGCCGGGGGUGAGGACCUGUUCCGGGGUCAGGAUCAGUACAGCUUCGCCAUCGUGCUGUCCGGCACUGAGCAUCAGUGCUUUUGGCACUUCGCGCACCAGAGUGGACGCUUCUACUUGACCUACAUGGUCCAGUGGGUGACGGGCGUGGCCAAUAACAGGCACCUGUCCACCACAGUCAGCUCCCCCCAGGGAUUCCUGGUGACCUUUACUGAUGACCCUAUAGGUCAUAUCAACUUCCAUACAGAGGAGACAGGUUUUUACCAGAUGUGCUUCAGCAACUUGCACAAUAGAUUUGGAAGAACGCAGGUCUUCCUCAACUUUGGCGUCUACUAUGAGGGCUUUGAAAAGGCCCAGGUAAAUAAGGAGGAGGCGGGGAAACACCUGAAUGAUACACUGUCCACCAUUGAGGGGAGUGUCAAUAAACUACAGGGCCACAUAUUCCACAUAUGGAGGCACUACAACUUUGCACGCAUGCGAAGUGGCGCAGACCACUACCUGCUUCUCUCAAACUACAACUACGUGAACUGGUGGUCUGCUGCUCAGAGCGUGGUCAUCGUCACCGCGGGCUACCUGCAACUGUCAUUCCUCAAGAAGCUUUUCCACACAGACAACAAACGGCCUCGCUGCUAAGCCUCCUCCCCUUCCUGGGCCUGGGAUGACAAUCCCAUCUGUGCCUGAAGUUAACCCUCAUCUGCACCUCUGGAAGUGUCUGUAGGCCUGCAUGCCGUGCUGAGAAUGUACCCUACCUGACAUCCUGAAUGAGUAAAGUUUUAUUCCCUUCCUAUCGCCCUGUACAUCUGUGGGUCAGUUAGCCAGGCAGUCCUACAGGUUUGAAUCAUCUACAGUUGGAUGUAGAUUUAAACAGAGGUCCUCCUUCCAUCUUUGGGAUAAGGAAAAAGGAUCUCUGUUAAUUGUAGGAUAUAACGUUUGAGAUUCAGCAUUGAUUUUCUUGUCUUAUCAUCAAAGAAUCCCUACACACUGGUACAGGCUGGCCUCUAACCACUCAGCUGUUGAUAUGAAAUUUCACCUGAUUAUAAAAAUUAAAGCUCU
This is a messenger RNA of Anguilla rostrata (American eel), 2575 nucleotides long. RefSeq names its product transmembrane emp24 domain-containing protein 6-like. Gene Ontology annotation, biological process: intracellular protein transport; endoplasmic reticulum to Golgi vesicle-mediated transport; Golgi organization. Gene Ontology annotation, cellular component: COPII-coated ER to Golgi transport vesicle; endoplasmic reticulum-Golgi intermediate compartment; Golgi apparatus. NCBI's taxonomy places the organism in Eukaryota, Metazoa, Chordata, Actinopteri, Anguilliformes, Anguillidae. The coding region runs from base 1448 to 2155 and encodes 235 amino acids. The record is from RefSeq and is a predicted model, not a curated record. The transcript has 4 exons.